CUAUUACUUUGAUAUAUUCAAACACCGUAGUGCAAAAAUGAAGGUGUUUUUCGGAGUUUUGAUCGUUCUGGUAGUUCUCACUUUGGCUGAAGGAGGUAAGAAAGGAAAGCUGGAUCCAGGAGCCCGCAAAGCAGCCCGCAAAGCAGCUAGAGCAGCAAGGAAAUGUAACAAGAUGAACAAAAAGUUUGAAGGAUGUUUGGAAAAGGGCUACAACUCUAUUUGUGACGAAUCUGUUGAUAACAAUGAGGAAGAGGAAGUUGUUGUAAAUCAUUGUCCUACUGAUUUUCCUAACGUGUACUACAACGGCCAGCACUGCUGUGCUUCGAACAUGGAGAAGGUCUACGCUCCUCAGGGUGCCCAAUGUGACGGCAGUGUGAUUCAGAGAGACAGUUUGUGUUGCGCGGGAGACCAGCACACACCCUGCCCCGGUGGAAACUGUGAGAGCAACCCAGCACCCACACCAGAUAUACCUCAAUGUCCUGCUUCUCAUCCUAACGUGUACUACAACGGCCAGCACUGCUGUGCCUCGAACAUGGAGAAGGUCUACGCUCCUCAGGGUGCCCAAUGUGACGGCAGUGUGAUUCAGAGAGACAGUUUGUGUUGCGCGGGAGACCAGCACACACCCUGCCCCGGUGGAAACUGUGCAAGCUACCAACCAUCUAGGAGUAAGCGAGAAUCAGAACCUGAGGAAGCACCACUAAGUAAGAAAGAGUUGAAGAAGUGCGCAAGAGUCGAGAGAAACCUUAUGAAGAAAUGUGACUACGAGUGUUAAAUCUGAGGAGAUGACCACGUGAUGCCCAUAUAAGUAGAUGACCACAAAG
Molecule: messenger RNA, 821 nt
Organism: Bolinopsis microptera
Lineage: Eukaryota; Metazoa; Ctenophora; Tentaculata; Lobata; Bolinopsidae
Exons: 4
Coding region: 38-772 (244 amino acids)
Source: RefSeq, a predicted model, not a curated record